Messenger RNA from Amphimedon queenslandica, 2511 nucleotides. RefSeq names its product PAX-interacting protein 1-like. Gene Ontology annotation, cellular component: MLL3/4 complex. NCBI's taxonomy places the organism in Eukaryota, Metazoa, Porifera, Demospongiae, Haplosclerida, Niphatidae. The transcript is spliced from 16 exons. Bases 16 to 2487 code for a protein of 823 amino acids. The record is from RefSeq and is a predicted model, not a curated record.
UUACUUUAAAACAAAAUGGCCUCCGACACUAUGAAUGAAAAUCUUUUCGAUUCGGUUUGCUUCUUCUUGAAAGACGAGAAUAUGACGAACAAGAGCGAGGUGCUCCAAGCCUUCAAGAGAGGAGGUGGAAUGAGAGAGUAUUUCUUAAGCAGUGUGGUCACUCACAUCAUCACUGAAGACCCAUUUAAUGACUCGCAGAGAAUUUUAGAAGAAAAAGAUUGCCAAGCCGUCAUUGUUAACUCGAAUUGGGUUUUAUUAUCAGACAAGGAAGGGACCCUCCUACCUACUUCAUUAUUCGACAUGUCUACUAGUAAAUUACUAAGCGGGCUAGUCCUCUGUCCCACACAAGUUUCAUCGUCAGAUCUUGAGAAGCUCUGGGUAAUGAUACACUAUUACGGAGGCAAGUAUCAACGGCAGCUUGACAGGAAUGUCACUCAUCUCCUGGCCAUCAAAGCCUCGGGAAAGAAAUACGAAGAAGCUUUAAAGCAUGAUAUUAAAGCAGUCACGCCCGCAUGGCUAGUGGAUAGUAUAAAAAAGGGAGAAGUUCAAUCCGAAGAAAAGUACCCGCCACUGGGUGCUAAGACGGCCGGUCGUAACCUAUCAGUUUCAUCUGUUGAGAUAUUGAUACAAGAUAAAGAAACUGUUGGCGGAGCAAAGAGGAAAGGAGGGAGAGAGGGGGAGGAAGGAAGAAAGAGAUCGAGAGAAGCAAACAACGAAGAAGAGAGUUAUCAUAAGAAACAAAAAAAUGGAACUUGCUCGGACCCUGCUGGCAUGGAACCUCGACCCAACGAGGUACCAUUAACAAUGAAAAGGAUAGACUCACUGGCCGAGAGCAUUAUAGAGGAGCCACACCCAUCCAGGGACCACCUCUCACUGAGGAAACCGAUUUACAGGGCUAGCCCAGUCCUAUCUGAGGGAGUGUCCCCAACUCCACAGCCUACCCCACCACCUCAGGGACUGCAGAGGACGAGAGAGGGAGAGGAGGGGAGAGAGGGAAAAGAAAAGAGACUCCUUGAAGGAAUGGUGUUUGGUAUAAUAGACUAUCCUUUGCUAAUGGGACAGGAGACAAUAAAAGAAUGGGAAGAGGUCAUUGCAGCUCAUGGUGGUAGACUGCUGUUGGAUUAUGACGAAAAAGAAUGCACACAUUUAUUGUCUAAGAACAAGAAUAGUCAAACGUACACUCAAGCAUUAUCAGAUGGCAAGUGUAUUUCAAGUGCUCACUGGCUAAAUGAUGUCCUUUCUCUCCAGAGAAUGUUUCCACCAUCAGAUCCUCUUCACUUUCCACUAGCAUAUCAAAAACCACCUCCAUACUGUGACAAAAUGAAUAUGACCCUCACCAAUUACACUGGGAAGGAGAGGGAGAUUGUCAGAGAUAUGAUCAACUUGUCAGGCAUAAACUACACAAGUCACCUCAGUCACUCCACUACUCACUUAAUAUCAAAAAAGGCAGAAGGUCGAAAGUAUGAGAAGGCUCUUCAAUGGAAUAUCAAAGUCGUAAAUUCUACCUUUGUAGCUGAUAUAAUGCAAAGUGGAGCCUUACCUGCUAUUGAAGAAAGACAUACAGCAUUAGGUCUUGAAAAUGAAUUCCAACCAACCAGCCAGGAAGCAAUGGAGAUCUUGAAGCCUUGGAGGUCAUUCAUUGCUGAGUAUAAGACUAAACAAGGAGGAUUACUGGACACUGGAAAAUGCUUCAGUAACACUGGAGAAGAAACAGAGGGAGAGGGAGAGGGGAGAGAAGGAGAGAGGAACACUUGUUUGAUCGUUAGCGAAGAGAGAGAACCGAUCGAAUUGAUAUGUAAACGAGGGAGAGGGGAACAACCCCCGUCUGUCCUGUUCACCGGACUCAGCGUUGUAUUAACAAGAAAAUACAAACAAUAUGUCACAAAGCUAGGAGGGACAGUUGUUAACGAUUGUAACGAAUGCUCACAUCUUGUUGCUCCUAGAAUUGCUAGGACGGUCAAGUUCCUGUGUGCCAUUUCAACUUCGCAAUUCAUAGUGACCACAAAAUGGCUUGACGACUCACUAAAGAAAGGCUACCUGCUAGACGCUACUCCUUAUUUGCUGAGAGACGAAGACGGAGAAGAGUUCUACGAUAUGACAAUAUCGCUCUCCCUGGGGAGAGCUAAAGAGAAGAAGCUUUUGAGUGGACUUUGUUUUUACAGCACACAAAACGUAGUCCCUUCUUUUCAAAGCUUGCAAAGCAUAGUGGAGUCUGCUGGAGGAGAAUUACUGACAGAAGUCAAGUUAAACAGGCGCUUUGGUAAAGACUUGCAUAAUCUCCCGCCAAAUCACAACCUGAUUGUCAUCACAUGCCCUGAAGAUAUCCCCCAUUGUACAAAGUUCAUUUCUCAUCCUUAUUCUAUUCAGCUCUAUAACGCAGAGUUUAUAUUAACAGGAGUUCUCAGACAAUUUCUAUCAUACGAUCAGAAUCGGAUAAUAAUGGAGGCUACACCCAUUACAAGCCAAACCUAUGAAAACGAGCAAUGAAUGCAUAGCAAGAGAAAAAAUUGA